Molecule: messenger RNA, 1391 nt
Organism: Panicum hallii
Lineage: Eukaryota; Viridiplantae; Streptophyta; Magnoliopsida; Poales; Poaceae
Product: calcium uniporter protein 2, mitochondrial-like
Exons: 2
Coding region: 91-1137 (348 amino acids)
Biological process (GO): calcium import into the mitochondrion; mitochondrial calcium ion homeostasis
Cellular component (GO): mitochondrial inner membrane; uniplex complex
Molecular function (GO): calcium channel activity; uniporter activity
Source: RefSeq, a predicted model, not a curated record
UCCCACCUCGCUCCAUCGACCAGACACGUCGCGCCAUUUCUGUCACGUAACAGCGAGACCAUUCAAAACUCGAUAGAGAGGCAAACACAGAUGGCGUUCCACAGAACCAUUGCACGGCGCCUAUGGGCAGGCAAGAACGCGGCCGCCAGCGGCGUAGCCAUUCCCAAGCCUCCGGCGGCCGGCCCCGCGCCCCCUGCACGGCGGCCGCUGCCGGCCGUGGACGACUGCCCGACGCUCGCAUUCCUGCGCCCCAGGCCGACGAAGAUCGGGUACUCCACCGCGACCGUCCCGCUCCCGGCGCACUGCUUCCCCGCCCUCCCCGUGGGCGACCAGCUCUUCCGCCGGCUCCGGCUCGACGGGCUUGUACCGCCUGUCGUGAGCACGGUGACGCGGCCGCCCGAGGAGGCGGGCGUGACGGUGGAGCAGGCGAGGAAGGUGGCCAGGGCGGCGGAGAUGGAGGCGGCGAGGGCGACGCUGAGGUCCCACGCCCAGAGCGUGGUGUCCGGGUCGGAAUUCGCCGCGCUCUGCGUCGACAUUGCCGGCGGCGUCGAGGGCGGCCGCAGGCUCGCCCGCGCGCUCGACGACUCCGGCGUCGUCAUCGUCCUCGGAGACGCCGUCUUCCUCCGCCCCGACAUGGUGGCGAAGGCGAUCGGCAGCGUCAUCCUCCCUGCGGCGAAGCAGCAGCUGGCGCCGCGCGCCAGCGACGAGAGUGAGGCGCGCCGGCGGGAGGAGCUGGAGGCGAUGGAGUCCCAGAAGGCGGCGAUCGACGCGGCCGCGGCGGCGCAGGUGCGGCGCGAGCUGUGGUGCGGGCUGAGCCUGGUGGCGGCGCAGACGCUGGGGUUCAUGCGGCUCACCUUCUGGGAGCUGUCGUGGGACGUGAUGGAGCCGGUGUGCUUCUACGUCACGUCGCUCUACUUCAUGUCCGGCUACGCCUUCUUCAUGCGCACGGCCACGGAGCCGUCCUUCGAGGGCUUCUUCCGGAGCCGCUUCGCGUCCAGGCAGCGCCGCCUCAUGCGGGCGCGGGGCUUCGACGCCGGGCGCUACCACGCGCUCAGGCAGGAGCUGGGGCUCGGCCCCGCGCCGGCGCAGAGCGGCGACCCCCGAGACGUGCUCAGGCACGUGAGCCACGUGCAAUAGCACGUCAGCCUGACUGCCCGGACGAGUUCGCUUGGUUCGUGCCGGUCUGCCAGACACGGCACGCGUCCAUGGUCGGGUCACCGUCUCUGAUCGUGAAUCAAAUUUUCUGUAUCGAUUCAGGAGGGAAAAGGUGUUUGUAGGAUGGAUUGUUUUGGUAGGAGAUAAUAUUGUCAGUUGAGACUUGGAUUGAGCAUCUGUUUUUCUUUACGGCAACCCCACCGAUUUCAAGUUGUUGUUCGAGAGAACAUUUGUAA